CAUUUCACAUUUCGGCGCAUUACUCAGCCUGCAAGUGGAAUUGGCAAUCAAAUGGGAAGACGACUACGACGAAUUUUUCGAUGUAUUUUUAGUAGCCCGCAGAUCGCGCGAUUCUAUAUGCAAACCAUGUUCGUAAUUCACAUGUAGGCCAAAUAUCAGUCGCGUGGGAAGCUGGCUGAGCUGCUGAACUGUGACCCCUAGAACCGCUUGCUCCAAUUGUUGCUGUCCAUUGACAGGCUGCAGCAGGUCCCAUUUAGUGGCUGUGUCGGAGUCCCCGCCAAGCUUGUUAGCCUUGCCCUCCGGCCUUGCCGCUGGACAGACCACCGACCGACCGACACGCUACGAAAGCAGGCCAAUUAGGCCCCCAGGCGGUUGGCGGGGGUCGGAGCCAUCACUGUCAACUGGCAGCUGGCCAAAGACCCACGCACUCGGCAGGCGCGGCGCAGAGUGGCGCACGCACAGUGGCUGGGCUGGCUGGGCUGGCUAGGCGUCGUCUCCUAUCCGAUUCCCAUGUGUUUCACUCUCGUUCUCUGGAGGAAGAGACAGAGGCAGAGGUAGAGGCAGAGGCAGAGGCGAAUCCAAUGUAGUGCGUCAACAGCGACGAUGCCACGGAAGUAUUCUCCGACAACCACCUCCCAGAUCCCUGCCAGCCCUGACAGCCCCCUCCAUACCGUUUUGAUUUAUGCCGCAUUUUGCAAAAGUCAACAAAUGAAAAUGACACGGAAAAUAAUAAUGCCAGGCGACAGAGUGAGAGAGUGCUUACCCAUUAUACCGAUUUAUUUCAGCUUUCAAGGCCGCCAAAGCAGAAAUAGAGUCUCCCCCGCCAUACGCCCGAAGAUGGGGAAAACUAGGAAAAGUCCAGGAAGGCAGCAGAAGGCAGAACCCGGAGAAGCAGCGUCCUUUGAUAUUUAUGUUUUAUUUCAGAAGCAUUAAUAGAAAAAACAGAAACAGGUGGCGCACACAAGUUGUCGUUUUGACUAACAUCAAAAUAGCAAUCACAAGGAACAGGAACUGGAACUGGAGCUGGGACCAGCAGCAGGAGCAGCAGCAGCAGCAGCAGCGCCUCUAUAAAAUCCACAGAUCUACCAUCUACCAUCAGAAUGGGAUUGAACUGCAGCCGUUCGCUGAGCCCCAAACAGAUGGCGGAGCAUCAGCGGGAGACGGGACUCUCGUGUGCACAGUUGGAGCAGCUUUAUAGACGGUUUCAAUCAUUGGAUCGACAGCGUCGUGGCUAUCUGACGCCCACAGAUAUGCUCCGCAUACCGCAGCUGGCUCAGCAUCCAUUGAAACGCCAAAUCGUGGACACCUUCUUUCCCCGUCGCUGCGGGACUGCAACGCUGUCCUUUGACCAAUUUGUGUGCGCCUGCGCUACUGUGCUGGAGCCGCAGUUCAUAUUCACCAAGACCAUGGAGUACCACGGUCCACCCGAUAAUGAACGCGCCGAUAAGAUGCGCCUACUGUGCAAGAUGAUCGAUACACAGAACCUGGGCUACAUUUUGAUCGAGGACUUUCGCAAAUUCAUGGGCACACAGCUCGACCAGAGCGUCGGCCACCGGGCUGAGUUGCCUCUGCUCGAGAUACAGGCAUUCGGGCUCUAUCACUCGGCACUGGGACAGAUCAAAUAUAAGGAGUUCGAGUGCCGUCUCAGUGCUGCCGAUCUAGAGGGACGUCUCUCCAUCAGAAAGUGGCUCGGUAAGGACGUGCCGUCAAGGACUGGGCCUAGAUUGUGCGCGGAGGCGGGUGCGCAUGCGAUUCACCACAAAUAG
Drosophila subobscura is the source of this 1766-nucleotide messenger RNA. RefSeq names its product calcineurin B homologous protein 1. Bases 1101 to 1766 code for a protein of 221 amino acids. The record is from RefSeq and is a predicted model, not a curated record. The transcript has a single exon. Lineage: Eukaryota; Metazoa; Arthropoda; Insecta; Diptera; Drosophilidae.